CCCCCACCAGUCGUCGGCCCAAAACAAUCGACUGUUCAAUUUUCCACGCUGCGCUCCCACAGACCCAAGAACGCGCUCCGGACAGCUUCCUGGAGCUCUAGCAUACCUAAUCUACCUUUUUCUUCCGUUUCGUCGCCCGCACCCGCUCUGCUACGGGCCACACGCGCCGACUGCCCCGCCACGACUUGCCCGUCCCUUACCGCUGGACCUGCACCCGCGACGAGCAGCCCCACGACACACCUUUUGCACUCGUCUACAGCAUGGCGACGCUCCCGGAGAACGUGCACGCUGCCCUCACCAACCUGCUGCGCGGCCUGCAGUCGUCGGACAAUGUGGAGCGCACAGCCGCCGAGCAGCAGUUGAACGACGAAUGGCUCAGCCAGCGGCCCGACGUGCUCUUGAUGGGCCUCUCUGAGCAGAUCGACUUUGCCCCAGACUCGACAACGCGCACAUUCGCUGCUGUCAUCUUCAGGCGACAGUCCUCCAAGCCGCGGAAGACGGCCAACGGCCAGACGGCCGACGUCUUCCUGACCCUCAACCAGCCCGAGCGCGAGGCCAUACGUGCACGUAUGCUGCAAUGCCUAGGGAAGGAGCAGGACACUUCGGUGCGGAGCAAAAUUGGAGACGCCGUUGCCGAGCUCGCGCGACAACACACAGACGAAGGUGUCGCAUGGGACGAGUUGCUAGGCGCGUUGUUCCAGGCCAGCCAAUCGAGCGACGCCGGCCAGCGCGAGACUGCCUUCAGGAUAUUCUCUACUACGCCCGGCAUAAUAGAAAAGCAGCACGAGGAAGUCGUCAUAACCGCCUUCAAGGGCGGCUUCGGCGACAGCGACACUUCGGUUCGGAUUUCCGCCAUGGAGGCAUUCGCAUCGUUUUUCCGCUCCAUCAAGAAGAACGCCCAGUCCAAGUACUACACUCUCAUUCCCGAGAUUCUGAACAUUCUGCCACCCAUCAAAGAGUCUGGGGACGGUGAAAUGCUCACCAAAGCGCUGGUCUCGUUGAUCGACCUGGCCGAGGUCGCGCCCAAGAUGUUCAAGCCGCUCUUCAACAGCCUCGUUCAGUUCAGCGUAUCCGUUAUCCAAGACAAGGAGCUCGAUGACACGCCCCGCCAGAACGCGCUCGAGCUCAUGGCAACUUUUGCCGAUUGCUCACCCCAGAUGUGCCGCAAAGACCCGAACUUUACCAACGACAUGGUUACGCAAUGUCUGUCACUCAUGACCGAUGUUGGCAUUGACGACGACGACGCUACAGAGUGGAACGAGUCCGAGGACCUCGACCAGGACGAAAGCGACUCAAACCACGUUGCCGGUGAGCAAUGUAUGGACCGUCUUGCAAACAAGCUCGGCGGCUCGGCCAUUCUACCUCCUACCUUCAACUGGCUGCCCCGGAUGAUGACUUCGUCUGCGUGGCGCGAUCGGCAUGCCGCCCUCAUGGCUAUCUCUGCCAUCUCAGAGGGUUGCCGUGAGCUAAUGAUUGGAGAGCUUGACAAGGUCCUCGAUCUUGUCCUACCCGCGCUUAGAGACCCGCAUCCGCGAGUGCGAUGGGCUGGAUGCAAUGCUGUUGGUCAGAUGAGCACCGAUUUUGCCGGCACCAUGCAGGAGAAGUACCACCAAGUAGUUUUGCCCAACAUCAUUCCCGUGCUCGAAUCUUCAGAGCCCCGUGUCCAGGCACACGCCGCAGCUGCUCUCGUCAACUUCUGCGAGGAGGCCGAGAAGGAGAUCCUGGAGCCCUACCUGGAUCAGUUGCUGAGCCACCUGCUCAUGUUGCUCCAGAGCCCCAAGCGAUUUGUCCAGGAGCAAGCCCUUUCCACAAUUGCCACCGUUGCCGAUUCCGCCGAGGCCGCGUUCUCCAAAUACUACGAUACCUUGAUGCCACUUCUCUUUAACGUGCUCAACGAGGAACAGUCUAAGGAGUACCGAUUGCUCCGUGCCAAGGCCAUGGAGUGUGCCACGCUCAUUGCACUCGCUGUUGGAAAAGAGCGCAUGGGCAACGAUGCCUUAUCGUUGGUCCAACUUCUUGGUCGCAUCCAGAACAGCGUUUCCGAGCCGGACGACCCGCAAGCUUCGUACCUGCUCCAUUGCUGGGGCCGCAUGUGCCGUGUACUUGGAAAGGAGUUUGUUCCCUUCCUGGCUGGCGUUAUCCCACCCCUGACCGAGCUCGCCGCUGCGAAGGCCGACAUUCAGCUUUUGGAUGACGAGGACCAGGUCGCACAGGUUCAAGAGGAGGAAGGCUGGGAGCUCGUGCCUGUCAAGGGCAAGAUCCUUGGUAUCAAGACCAGCACGUUGGACGACAAGCACAUGGCCACCGAGCUUAUUGUCAUCUAUGCGCAGGUUCUGGAGGAGGCUUUUGAGCCAUACGUCAACGACAUCAUGGAGAAGAUCGCUCUCCCUGGACUGGCCUUCUUCUUCCACGACCCCGUACGAGUGGCAUGUGCAAAGUGCGUGCCAGCUCUGCUCACUGCCUACAAGAAGGCGCACGGCCCCGAGUCGACACAGCUUCGCCAGCUGUGGGAGCGAACAGUGGAGCGCGUGCUUGAGGUCCUCAGCACUGAACCGGCCAUCGACACGCUCGCGGAGAUGUACCAGUGCUUCUACGAGUGCUUGGAAUGCAUUGGCAAGAACUCGUUGACCGCCGCGCACAUGGACACUUUUAUCACGUCGGCACGCAGCGUGUUGGAGGACUACCAGGAGCGUGUCAAGGAGCGUCUCAGCGAGCAGGCCGAGACCGAGGAUGGUGAAGAAGUGAGCGAGGACACGCUGUUCGCCAUCGAGGACGACCAGACGCUUCUUUCCGACAUGAACAAGGCAUUCCACACCAUCUUCAAGAACCUGGGCACCGCCUUCCUACCCCACUGGGAGCAACUCAUGGAGUUCUACAAGAUCUCCGCAGCCAACCCAGACCCGACCCAACGGCAAUGGGCCAUCUGCAUAUUCGACGAUGUCCUUGAGUUCUGCGGCCCGCAAUCUUGGAACUACCACGAGCAGAUCAUGCAGCCGCUCGUCGCAGGCAUGCAGGACGACGUCCCCGCGAACCGCCAGGCCGCCGCGUACGGCGUCGGCGUCGCUGCCCACCGCGGCGGCGAGGCGUGGUCCGAGUUCGCGGCCGCCAGCCUGCCGACGCUCUUCCAGAUCACGCAGCGCCCGAACGCGCGUGCCGACGACGACGUGUUCGCGACGGAGAACGCGUGCGCCUCCAUCGCAAAGGUGUUACACUACAACCCCGGCAAGGUGCCGAACUGGCAGGAUGUCGCGGCCGCGUGGGUCGAUACGCUGCCCGUCACCAACGACGAGGAGGCCGCGCCGCAUGCCUACGCAUUCCUUGCGCAGCUUAUUGAACAACAGAACCCCGCCGUCACAUCCAACCCGGGCAAACCCUUCAUCGCCGUCGUGCAAGCCCUCGAAGCGGAGACCCUGCAGGGCAAGGUCGGCGCCGCGGUCGUGGCAGCGGUCAAGGCGCUGGUUCAGGCGACAGGCUUCUCGCUCGCGCAGGUCGCAGGCAGCCUGAGCCCGGAGCAGCAGCGCACGGUGCAGGUGUACUUUGGCUAGGUGCUCGUGGCACCUCAGAGUGUGCUUUAGAGGGUGGGAGCGAGUGGAAUCGAGGGGAUGGGCGAAGUGAGAGAUGGAGGUGGGGGUGUUCAUCGGCUUGAUAUGUUUCUCUUUUCUUUAUGUUGGGUUGGUUGGUCGCUUCAUCACAGAUUCCCCCCUUGGUAUUUUCCCCCUGGCCCGAAUGCACAUGGAUAGAUAGACUGACCGGAAUGGCACGUGUAAUCAUGUAUC
Molecule: messenger RNA, 3776 nt
Organism: Paraphaeosphaeria sporulosa
Lineage: Eukaryota; Fungi; Ascomycota; Dothideomycetes; Pleosporales; Didymosphaeriaceae
Product: importin subunit beta-3
Exons: 6
Coding region: 261-3545 (1094 amino acids)
Biological process (GO): protein import into nucleus
Cellular component (GO): cytoplasm; nucleus
Molecular function (GO): small GTPase binding; nuclear import signal receptor activity
Source: RefSeq, a predicted model, not a curated record